AAGACCCGACUAAUCUCCUGAGGUUCGACUCACCAGAGACAGACAAACUUGAUUGCUAUAUGUAAGAGUUAGAUAUCCACUGUUUGGCCACGCAAAUAGAGAAAUCUAAAUGGUAGGUUUCAAACCCAAAACAUUUCCGACGUACCACCUGACCACAUCCGCAUGUUAAAUCAUCGUACUCAUGGUCCAGCCUGAUUAUGUAACCAUGUUCAGCUUUGUUAGGCAAACUAAAUCUAGUGUGGAUAUAAUAAACUACUCAUUAACAAGUUGUCUCUUCUUUUCUAAGAAGAAACUACUGACCAUAUAAUAAAAUUUGACAUGCUCAGUGUACUUAAACUGGCCAUAAACAUAAUUACACAAACCAAAUGUUUGUCCAUGUGUUUAGCACCAAAAGCUAUAUAGAAUGUGUCAUGGCCAAUCCUCACAGAUUUAAUGGAGCAUAUAUAUUUUAAAAUAAAUUUUGAUUAAAAAAAUUGCUAUAGUUUGAAUGCCAUGUGACAUGUAUAUUAAGUCUUUAAUUUGAGAAUCAAGAGAAAUGUUUCAUCAGAUUUUGCCUGAAACCGACCAAAUGUGUACACGAAAUAUGCAUUAAAACGAGUAAUGACUUUUUAGGAAAUAAUGUGUGAAUGAUUUAGAGAACAAGAUUCCUAUGACUAGUAAGCCAACUACGAGAAGAAGAAAAAGGCAAUAGAUUCUUCGAAAUACAGUAAUGGAGAACAACACACAAACAAAUGCAAUACAGAAGGAAAUAGAUCCCAUUUUGGUUAGACAUGGUACUAAUUAACUGUGUUUUUUGUCCAAAAUAUGGUACAAAGAUGAUUAAUAAAACCAAGUGCACUCCUAGAUAAUCUUUUGAAUAAAUUAUAGAUCCAUAACGUUUUUAGCACUUAAUCUUUUCUAAGCAUGUGAUAUGUUUUAUCAAAACCUUUUUGAUUAUUCGAAAAAAAAAACAAAUGAGGUGGUGGUGGUUGCGACAGGAUGUCUUUGCGUUUCUUCUGUUUUCUUUUGCUUUAGACUGGAUUUAUUUUAUCGGAAGUAGCAGAUUCUGUUGGGAUUGAUUUUUACAGAUCUACGGCAGACGAAGGUCUUGGUUGAUGUGGCACUCCAGUGGUAGAGUUCCGGCAACUUUCUCAGCUUCCGGAAAAUCUUAUUUUACACUACACUGUGUAACUGUGUUGUUCCGAUUUGGAUCAACGUGUUCUUUGAUUUGACCUUUUUUUUUUUUUUUUGUUGUCUUAUUAUUUUCUAGCUGCAUGUAACGUUUUUUUAGAACAAAAAAUUUAAGUACGACGACUUUAAGAAAAAACCCAACGAGGUAUACUGAAACAACAUGUAGAAACACGACUUUCGAAACUUACCAAUCCUUGUGUGUGAACUAGUGUCACAUAUUCAACAGUGUUGAUAAUUAAUUGAAAAGUAUGAAACAAAAUAAUAUGUUUUCUAUGAUAGUAAAUACAGUACUGGUGACAAAAUGACAAUAUAUUAGAAUUAGACCAUUAUUAUUGGUGAAAACUGUAAUAAAUUUCUGAAAAUAUAUUUUAAAAGCUACAAAUAUUAACUAAUAAAAAACUAGAACUAUUUCGUUCUCACCAUUGGAAAAACAACUUCGUUCUCACCUUUUGACAUUCUUUAAAUUACUUUUUAAUAACUUUAUUUUAAUAAGACUUAUGGAAAUACUUUCUAAUGUGCAUGCCUUUAGGAGUCUGAUUGAUUUCAACAAAUAUAAGAAAAUUUUGAGCAAGAAAAACAGAUGCUCUUACUUCAACAAGUACUACAUCAGUUAAAUAAAAAUUAAUAAUUUUUAUUAUUUUAUAUUGGUUACUAGUAUUCAACAAAGAAUAUAAUAUUUUGCUUUUUUUCUUCAUAAAAUGUGAAGUAGAAAUAUAUACCCUGGACUUUUCUUUAUCUUUCACUAUUUACCCUAUAGAAUCUCUUCAAUGUCUCCACUUUAAAUUAUUUUAAUACUCACCAAUCACACCUUAGCUGUUUUAAUGAUUUGUCUAAAUGAUAAAUAAAGUUUUCAUCUUUCUAUAUAUGAGGACGACUAAAACAAGUGCGAUCAUAACACCAGUUUCUCAGCCAGUGGCUCUACCACUGUACCACGUUUUUACUUUUGAUCAACAGCUCUGUUUGGCUUUAAAUACUAACUUCAAUUCAGACAGCCCACAGAACACCUCUCUCGCGCGUCCAGAUUUUAAUAUAGUUUAAUAGAUUAUUUUUACUAUGAAUAGUUCUUCUAAUAGUAUAAAAGAGGUUCCUUGUUAAUACAUGAGAACGAAACCUCACAGUCUUGAGCAACACAUGUGUUACACAAGCACAUAAAAUCUCUUUGUUUACUUUCUUUCCUUCUUGGGACAGCAUCUUCUGUUUCUUUUCUAUCCAGUUAUAACUCUCACAAGAAACACAAAAAUGAAGGUGACAUUCAAAGUGUGUUUCUGUUGUGCAAGAAGCUUCAAAGUUAAAUCAAGUGAGCCACCUCAAGAAAUCAAAACACUUUUCGACAAUUACUCCGAAAACGGCAGGAUGUCUGAAGAUGAAAUGCUCAGGUUCGUGAUCCAAGUGCAAGGAGAAACACACGCUGAUUCAAACUACGUGAAGGAUAUAUUCAACAUGCUCAAACAUCACGGCGUUUUCCACCCUCGUGGGCUUCAUCUUGAAGAAUUCUACCGUUACCUCCUCAGCGAUUUCAACUCUCCAUUACCUCUUUCCGGCGAGGUUUGGCAAGAUAUGACUCAGCCUUUAUCGCAUUACUUCUUGUACACGGGACAUAACUCUUACUUGACUGGGAAUCAACUCAACAGUAGAAGCAGCACCGAGCCGAUUGUGAAGGCUCUGAGAAGAGGAGUUCGUGUCAUCGAGCUUGAUUUAUGGCCUAACUCUUCAGGUACCGAAGCUGAAGUUCGUCAUGGCGGGACGUUAACAAGUACCGAAGAUCUUCAGAAAUGUCUUAACGCGGUAAAGGAGAACGCAUUUGAGGUGUCUGAGUAUCCUGUUGUACUUACUUUAGAAGACCAUUUGAAUCCAGAUCUUCAGAAGAAAGUCGCUAAGAUGGUGAGUAAGACUUUUGGAGGAACAUUAUUCCGAUGCAGGGACGAACAUAAAAAGUGUUUUCCUUCACCAGAAGCACUCAAGAAUAAGAUAUUGAUGUCAACAAAGCCACCAAAAGAGUAUCUCCAGACCCAUAUCUCUCAAGGAGCAACAACAGCUGAAUCUAUAAAUACAGAAGAACUGAUUCAAGAUGAAGAUGAGAAGACUGUAGCAGUGGAAUACAGAGACUUGAUCUCGAUUCACGCUGGUAACCGCAAAGGAGGACUGAAGAACUGCUUGAAUGGGGAUCCUAACCGAGUCAUACGGUUAAGCAUGAGCGAGCAGUGGCUAGAAACUCUGGCUAAAACUCGUGGACCUGAUAUAGUAAAGUUCACUCAGAGGAAUAUUCUGAGGAUAUUUCCCAAGGCUACACGUUUUGACUCAUCAAAUUAUGAUCCUCUUGUUGGAUGGAUUCAUGGUGCUCAAAUGGUUGCCUUCAAUAUGCAAAGUCAUGGGAAGUUCUUGUGGAUGAUGCAAGGAAUGUUUAAAGCCAAUGGUGGAUGUGGUUAUGUGAAAAAGCCUGAUGUUUUGCUCUCUAAUGGUUCUGUGGGUAAAUUUUUUGACCCUUACAGUCAAGAUCUCCAGAUCAAGACAACUCUUAAGGUGAAAAUUUACAAUGGAGAAGGAUGGAAUUUAGAUUUUUCUCAAGAUCAUUUUGAUCGAUACUCUCCUCCCGAUUUCUACGCAAGGGUCGGAAUCGCAGGAAUACCUUUAGACACAAUAAGUUACAGAACAGAAACAGAUACAGACGAAUGGUUUCCGGUUUGGAAUGAAGAAUUCGAGUUCCCAUUGCGUGUUCCGGAGUUAGCUCUUCUGUGUAUCACAGUCAAAGACCACGACAAGAAUACUCAGAACGAUUUCGCCGGCCAGACAUGUCUUCCGUUGUCGGAGAUCAGGCCCGGAAUUCGUGCCGUCCGACUCCAUGAUCGUCUCGGAGACGUCUUCAAGCACGCGAGACUGCUCGUGCGGUUUGUCUUGGAGCCUCGUGUGUGUCAAAAAAUUAAGUGACGGUAAGCUAGUCGUACGUACUAAGCAAGAGAUGCUAGAAUAAUUGAUUAUGAUGAGCAAAAUUAUUAAAUUUGUGGUUUUAAUUUCAUUAAAUUUCAAACAGCUGAUAAUAAUAUUUGUUUAAAGAGAUGAUGUGGUCCAGUAAUACCAAUUGUUUUCAUUAUGGCAACUCAAACUAAAGCAAAACUGCAUUGUGCCAUUAUGGAAAAUUUAUACCAAAAAGCAAACUUUAUCACGUCGAAUAUGAACAAAAUUGUUUUUAAUUGAUCUCUCACCCAAAUUUAUCACGUCGCCUUUCACUUUGAAUUUGACAAUCACCCAAUUUUAUCACGUAAGCUCUCGUUUUGAAUGGUGUCCAAAAAACUGGAAAAAGAAUGUUAAGGCCGACAUGACAUCAUGGUUUGUACACGUCAUCCCCCAGUUUCACAUAAACCUCAUAAUAUGUGUCCUAAUAUUUGUGGCCUCCCGAAUGUAACAUCCCGAAUGUACACGGCUAAUGGAUCAUCCAUGUCCACUCACUCGAUCCGUAAACCCAAUUUCAUAUGACAGACAGUGCGUUAAUUUUCUAGGUCCGAAAAUUUUGUUUAUUGACCUUGCAAUCACCACAUGACUUUUCUCCGUGUUUUGAUAUCACUCACACGGUAUCGCGAAUCAAUUCUUAAACAUUUUCAUAGGUAUAUUACAUAUUGAUUGAGAUUUGAAAGGUAAAAUCAGUUGGAUAGACACAAUAUAACACUCAGUUGUCGUUUCUUUAUAAACACAUGACGGACACGACACGACACGACUCUGUAACAGAAAUUUUAUAAGAUCAAUUUCAUAACCAAAAAUAAAAAAUAAAGCUCUGAGUCUCUGACCAAAAGAGAGAUGAGUUUUGUUGUACUUCGUCUUGCUGUGUUUCUUCUGUUGACGCUUACAGUUACAUCUUCAUCCCCUAGUUCCGUUUCUGUUCCAGUUAUUGAUAAGAUUGGAAUCGAAAGGAGAUCGUUGAUAGUCAACGUCAAGGAUUAUGAUGGUCCGUCCGCAAACCCAAAACACAAUCCCGGCACUCCUCCGGUUACUACCAGCCAACGCAGCCCCGGCAGAGGGUGACCUACCUCUUUAAUUAACCCACAAGGGAAGAAGAAAUGAAUCUCUCAGUUUUACAUGUUCAGUUUGUCCGAGAUGAAAUGAAAAUUCUCUGUUUCUACACCUUUCUCCAAUAUGUAUAUUGAUAUCAAUAUGUGUCUUAGUCAUUUCCACACAAUUUCUUAUAAAUAAAGUUUCUUGAA
Molecule: messenger RNA, 5363 nt
Organism: Brassica rapa (field mustard)
Lineage: Eukaryota; Viridiplantae; Streptophyta; Magnoliopsida; Brassicales; Brassicaceae
Product: phosphoinositide phospholipase C 1
Biological process (GO): lipid metabolic process; phosphatidylinositol-mediated signaling; release of sequestered calcium ion into cytosol
Cellular component (GO): plasma membrane
Molecular function (GO): phosphatidylinositol-4,5-bisphosphate phospholipase C activity
Source: RefSeq, a predicted model, not a curated record